AACUUAUCCCUUCGCGUACAUAUUAAUAUUUACGCAUACACUCAGUCGUGACUGACCAGUAGAUACGGAAUGGUCUAUAUCUACUUGGUUCACCGUGUUCACCUGUGGAUUGUUCAAUAAUAAUUUCCCAUUUUUUCCAGUAUGAAUUCAUAAUAUUAUUGAAUUAAAACAUGUGAACGGCUGCUUUAAGUAUUGUUGACAGCGGAGUGGCGAAUGACUCAUUGCUAAAAUCACACACGAACUAUCACACAUGAUGCAAUAGACUUUCACGAUUCUCGAAAAUUGCUUUAAAUUUUCGUAUUUUAGUGACUUUAUGUGAUACUGAUUGGGGGAAAUACUGUUAAUCUUCAACUUUGACUUAUCUUAGAAUGGUAAAUGAAUUUCAGUUGAAUCAUAACUUAAAAUGUUAUAAUGAGUACCAUAAACAAUCUUCCAAUAGAGCUGUUAGGACAUAUUUUCAACUACCUCAGCUUUCGCGAUCGCAAAAAUGCAAACGCCGUUUGCACCCUGUGGCACAACGUUCUAUGCGGGGUUCGAUUCCAACGCCAAUGCAAGGUGUCACUAAAUGGCCGUUUCGACGAUGACCUAAAUGAUUUAGAAAAACGUGUUCUCCGCUGCUUUCGGAAUAUUCGUAUAUAUUCCUUCGAUGUAACCGAUUUCGAUGAUGUUGAACUAGUAGGAACAUAUGAUAUCAUAGAAUUUAAGUACCUUUACGAACCAACUCCAGAGGACCGCCUGAUACAGUUAUUAUUUGGAAUGAACCUGAAUCUUGAAAGUCUGGAACUGUCGAGAUCGUUUGAAAGUUGUCGAGAGAUUCUCGAGAAUCGAUUACCACGAAUUAGGAAUCUGCGAGAGCUCUCGUUAGAUUUUGAGCCAAAUGAAAACUUUCUCCCAGAGCAACAUUCAACCACGUGGCCAAUCCAACAUCAUCGAAUAGAAAAAACUAAGAAUUGACGUUCUUUGUGCAAAUUUACCUUUUAAAGUAAUAACACCAAAUUUAACUAGUCUGCACGUGGAUACAAAUUGUCGCCAGAGCUUACAGAUAAUCGAAACGUACUGCAGGCAGUUGCAAUGUUUGGAAGUAACUAUCAAGGAUGCGGAUACGGUUGACGAUAUCAUGACCUGGCCUUUCCCUAGCUUAACGCAUCUGCAAACUUGGGCGAAUGGCGAUAACGACAAAGAAAUGCAGGUUCGAUAUGCUCGUACACGUGAUGUAUACGUGGAUAUGGAAAAAGAAGAACAGUUUGUUAUUGGCAUGCCAAAAUUAAAAAGCUUCCAUUCGACAAACAACUUAACGUUUUUUCGCAUUGGUACGGCUCUUUCGAAAUUUGCUACACAACUCGUUGAAUUAACUCUUGAGAAUCAGGAAAUGGAUUUAGAACAAAUCAAAGCUUUCGAAGCGACAACGAUUAAGGUGCUCAACAUACGGCGGUGCAAAAUUCAGACCCCAUCCCAGACUCUUCCAACGUUGAACAUGCCUCAUCUAAACAGUUUAGUACUGUGGUACAACAAGUCAGAUAUUGUUUUCAAUAACGGACUUUCAGAACUCAAAUCGCUGAAGAUGACACUAAGCAAAUCAAAGAACCACAAAAUUCUGCACAAACUAUGCAACAAUUUGCCGAAUUUGGAAAAUUUAGAAAUAUGGGCAUUCAGACCGUUGGGUAACACAACGUUUCGAUAUCUGCAUAAACUGACGAAGUUAAGAUCGCUUAGGGUGAUGGCAUGUCAAACGAAGACACGCUUUUGGACGCAUUGUUCAGUGAUACCAGCUCUUCGUAGGAUAGAUUUUAUAAGAUGCAACUUAAAUACAGUCACGCUACAGCAUCUGGCUAAAGUGUUUCCCGGUCUCAGCGAACUGAUAUUUGAAGGAUGCAAAGUACUCCACUCCAACGACGAAGGUUCCGGUACGAACAGCACUAUAACGACGUCAAAGCUGGACUACGAAAGCAGAAGAACUUGUUUGCUGCAGUUAAGUGAAUUUUUCCCUCUGUGUGCGAUUUCGUUGUACUAACAAUUUCUCUGACGCAUUUACUAUGGCCAGGCAUUGUAAUUUUCACUAAUGUGAUGGAUGCAGAUAAAUCUACACUCGAAAAUAAA
Molecule: messenger RNA, 2097 nt
Organism: Topomyia yanbarensis
Lineage: Eukaryota; Metazoa; Arthropoda; Insecta; Diptera; Culicidae
Exons: 5
Coding region: 1118-2011 (297 amino acids)
Source: RefSeq, a predicted model, not a curated record